Molecule: messenger RNA, 2976 nt
Organism: Serendipita indica DSM 11827
Lineage: Eukaryota; Fungi; Basidiomycota; Agaricomycetes; Sebacinales; Serendipitaceae
Source: the annotation of a GenBank genome assembly
AUGGCGUCUCAGCGAGGUCGGAAAUCUCCCACGAGCAAAGGGACUCAAGCACCUAGCGGCGCUACUUGUGCCGAAUGCCGGCGACUCAAGAUUCGUUGCGAUCGCAAAGUUCCUUGCGGCCAAUGCACGCGACGGAACUGUGCCAGCAUCUGCCCAGAUGGCCAACUUGUGCCAGCUCAUGGUAAUGGCAGUAAUAGAUUACUUGGUCAGGUUCCGGCAAACAUCGAUGCGAUUUCACGCAGACUGGACCUGUUUUCCGAACGUAUCCGAGAACUCGAAGGUGCUUUGCAGGCCGCCCACGCUCGAACGGAGCAAAGCCCGCAUCCAUUGCUAGCUGAUGAUCUAGUACGACUCAGCAAAGAAGCAGAUCAAGAGAUGGAAGAGGAACCGACCUCCAAUGCCGUUGGAACAGAGGAAACGACAACUCUAUCCUUUGGAUCUCUGCUGCCAAACUCCGAGGGUGGAACUCGGUAUCUCGGACCAGGCGCUGCGUCUUCUUGGAUCCUUCAUAAUGAGUUCAAAACGAGUCCGGACUUUGAACAAGCUAUCAGCAUCCCUACCACGCUCCUCUCACCGACCUCUCUAUCACAACUACGCAGUCAAAUCGAAGCCUAUAUUCCAAACGAAGAUGGAUUACGUGGAUUUUGUCAUUCGUACUUCAAAUACUCGCUCUCAUUAUUCCAACCCCUUACGCCGUCAUUCAUGACCCAAUUGAUUUCAACGCCCAUUAGGCAGCUUACAACCUCCCGCCUUGGUCUUUUGCUCAUCGUCAUGGGUCUCGCUGCUCAACUCGACCCUCACAGGCCAGCCAACUGGCUCCAACCGUCGCUUUACUUUACCCUUUCACGUACAUGCCUCGUCCUGGAAGACGUCUCUAUCAAUGUUUCUCUCGAGUUGGUCGAAGUCAUUGGCCUCCAAGCCCUAUUUUUACUUCAUCAUGACGCCACAGCGGUUCCGGAGCGUUCGUGGAUCGCAGUUGGUCAAGCUAUGAAAUACGCUCAAGCUAUGGGACUCCACCGUGAUUCUAAACAUUGGAAGCUAACGGAAGAGAGUGCUCAGAGAAGGAGAAGAACAUUUUACGAGCUCUGGACGUUUGAUAUAUUCCUGAGCGCUCAUCUCGGACGACCACCGUCAUUGAACCGGUUCCAGGUUGAUUGCGAAAUGCCCAUGGAUGACUUGACGUCAUUGGGAGAAAAUCCAUACUUCUACCGCUGGAAACACCAAUUUGGCUCCACCAUCUUGCUCGAGCUCGCAACGACUGCGUUGUCUUCUUCUCAAGUGCCUGGCUAUGCCUUUAUCAUAUCGCUCGACAAGCAACUUCGAGCCACACCACUACCGGAAAAGUUCACUUCAAACCCAUGUAUGGCAGUGGAUACCGACAAUUACCCACAAUUCUCUCUCCGACUGCAAGAGCACGAGGUCCACCUCAUCCAACAAUAUACCCUCAUCAUUCUUCACCGACCCUUCUUUGCUCGAGCACUGCUCGACUCGAAGAAUGAUCUUUUCAAACAUCGGUUCCUUCGCUCGGUGAUGACAGUCCACGACAGCUCUCGGAACAUUGUGCGCCAUAUUCUAUGGCUUGCUCACAACGAGCCAGCAUCUCUUCGGUCUUUGACGCAUUGGCCUCUCUACAUGAUGUGUAGCUUGGUCUCUCUUGGCGCGUUGGUGGUCAAAGAGCCUCUCUGCACUCUUGCUGCCGCGGCAUUUCAAUCGCUAGAGGAGGGUUGCAAUUAUCUUUCAGGUUUGGAUAAAACAUCUCCGGCCACGAAGCAGGUUCUUCAACGACUCUAUACGUCUGCAAAGCGGUCACUCCACCAGGAAGAAGGGCAGGCGUCAUCACCUGGCUAUCAUCCGCACAACGGCAGACUGAGCCUGUCGGUCUCCUCUCAAGCACCCUCCCCUCACAGAAUGGACGGCGUCGUGUUCUCCUCACCAUCGCCAUCCCUUUCCAUCUCCUCUGCAGUAUCUCCAAACUCGGCACACUCUCGAGUUCCUUCUAUCAACACACCACGCGACCUGUCGCAAACGCUACAGACUCCGACCCAAUGGGUCUUUGAUGACACGAUGAGGGUUGAGUCCCAAAACGACCGCGCUGGUCCUCUACACCACACUCUCUACACGAACACGCCACCAUACCGGAGUCCAAUUGCGACUUUCAGUCCCCAAGAGACUGUCCAGAGCGGCUCUUCGCCCACCACGCACAAUAUACCUGGUUUUCAUUCGACGACUCCUUCGGACACUUUUGAUACAUCGGACUUUAGUCUAUACUCUCCGGACACUGCAGGCUGGUACUCACGGACAUUACAUAUCAUCGCCGAGAAAAAGGGUAACCGCCGCAAAACUGGUCCUCGUCGCUCAAACCCAAACUCUGCAAAGGCAAAGCUCGUUGGCAAGGGCGGUAUGCCUGCUGUCCAGGCAAAGCGCCGCGCUGCCGCUACAGCUGCAGUCCCUGCCCCAGCUCCAGUCGCUGCUAGCUCCAACUCGACUUCUACAAAGAUUAUUGUCUCUAACCUUCCUCAAGACGUGACCGAGGCCCAAAUCAAGGAACUCUUUAAUACGACCGUCGGUCCUACCAAGUCUUGCAUCCUCCAGUACAACGCUCAAGGCAAAUCGUCUGGCCAUGCGACGGUCAUCUUCCGCGAGGCGGGCUCUGCCCAAAAGGCAUUUGAUCAGUACAACAACAGACUCAUCGAUGGCAAACGCGCGAUGAGGAUUGAAAUUGUGGUCGACCCCGGCAAGCAGCCUCUUGUCAACCGAGUUGCUGCUCCCAAGCCGGCUGCUCAACCUUCGACUGCCGCUGCUGCAGGAAGUGGAGGCGCUCCCAGAGCUGCCGCUGGUGGUCGUCGUGGACGCGGACGAGGUCGUGGAGGCGCCACUGCAUCGACGAGGCGUCCCAAGAAGACUGCGGAAGAUCUUGACGCGGAGAUGGCUGACUAUACCAAGGGAGGAAAUACGACCGCAACCACGACUGCUUAG